This is a messenger RNA of Ixodes scapularis (black-legged tick), 5214 nucleotides long. Its product is annotated as AP-2 complex subunit alpha. The record is from RefSeq and is a predicted model, not a curated record. Gene Ontology annotation, cellular component: membrane coat; AP-2 adaptor complex. Bases 531 to 3353 code for a protein of 940 amino acids. Gene Ontology annotation, molecular function: clathrin-cargo adaptor activity. Gene Ontology annotation, biological process: clathrin-dependent endocytosis; intracellular protein transport. The transcript has a single exon. NCBI's taxonomy places the organism in Eukaryota, Metazoa, Arthropoda, Arachnida, Ixodida, Ixodidae.
UCAUACAGCAUUUGGAAGUAUUAAGUUCUUGAAAGCUGUAAAACGGUAACAUCAGCGCAGGCAGCACAUAAUAAUGCUUUAAAGUUGAUAAUGCAACGAAUACAAGCAUACAAUCUAUACAAUCAUUACGGCGAUCAGAGCAUUGGCAGAUUUGAUAAUCGCCCCGUCAGAAAUAUCAAUUAAUUUUGUAGAGCAGCCUACGCGGUGCGUCGUCAUUUUCUACGCUGUCCCGACGAGAGUGACUCGGGAAGCGCAGCAUUCGGGCAGCUAAAGCAGCUAAAGGGCAGAUAAAACGCAGAUAAACAGGCUCGCGAAAACGCCGGGCGAGACAGACCGCGACCAGACAACCCUGAUCGCUGCAGCAGCGUUCCCAAGUUGCUGUUCCGCGGAGCUGGACGCGGCGUUUAGUUGUUGCCAAUCCGGCUUUGAGGCGUAUUAGCGCAAGUAGCGUUCGCAAUAUCAGUUGGGAGGCGUUUAAUUCGAGCUGAACGAGCCCCGAUUCGCACGCCUUCGAGCGAGCCGAGUUCAAGAUGCCUGCGGUUCGAGGGGACGGCAUCCGCGGGCUGGCGGUCUUCAUAUCCGAUAUCCGAAACUGCAAGAGCAAGGAGGCGGAGAUCAAGCGCAUCAACAAGGAGCUCGCCAACAUUCGUUCCAAGUUCAAAGGGGACAAGACGUUGGACGGCUACCAGAAAAAGAAGUACGUAUGUAAGCUCCUUUUCAUUUUCUUGCUGGGCCACGACAUCGACUUCGGCCACAUGGAAGCCGUCAACCUUCUCAGCUCGAACAAAUACUCCGAGAAGCAGAUCGGCUACCUGUUCAUUUCGGUGCUGCUAAACGAGAACAGCGAGCUGAUGCGGCUCAUUAUCCAGUCGAUCAAGAACGAUCUGUGCGCUCGUAACCCGAUUCACGUGAACCUGGCCCUGCAGUGCAUCGCCAACAUCGGCAGCCGCGAGAUGGCCGAGACGUUCGGCGGCGAAAUCCCCAAGUUGCUGGUGUCCGGCGACACCAUCGACGUCGUGAAGCAGAGCGCGGCGCUGUGCCUGCUGCGGCUGCUGCGUACGCUGCCGGACAUCACGCCCAGCGGCGAGUGGACGUCGCGCAUCAUCCACCUGCUCAACGACCAGCACAUGGGCGUCGUCACGGCCGCCGUGAGCCUCAUCGACGCCCUGGUCAAGAAGAACCCGGACGAGUACAAGGGCUGCGUGUCCCUGGCUGUGUCCCGGCUCAGCCGCAUCGUGACGGCCUCGUACACGGACCUGCAGGACUACACGUACUACUUCGUGCCGGCGCCUUGGCUGAGCAUGAAGCUGCUGCGUCUGCUUCAGAACUACCCGCCUCCCGACGACCCGGGCGUCCGGGGCCGCCUCAACGAGUGCCUGGAGACGAUCCUGAACAAGGCUCAGGAGCCGCCCAAGUCCAAGAAGGUGCAGCACUCGAACGCGAAGAACGCCGUGCUCUUCGAGGCCAUCUCGCUCAUCAUCCACAUGGACCGGCUUGGCGCCGUCAUCGAGCCCAACCUGCUGGUGCGGGCCUGCAACCAGCUCGGCCAGUUUUUACAGCAUCGGGAGACCAAUCUGAGAUACCUGGCCCUGGAAAGCCUCUGCCUGCUGGCCACCUCGGAGUUCUCUCACGAGGCCGUGAAAAAGCACCAGGAGACUGUCGUGAACGCCCUCAAGACGGAGCGCGACGUGAGCGUGCGCCAGCGCGCCGUCGACCUGCUCUACGCCAUGUGCGACAAGUCUAAUGCCGAAGAGAUCGUCGCCGAGAUGCUGGCCUACCUCGAGACGGCCGACUAUUCCAUCCGCGAAGAAAUGGUGCUCAAGGUGGCUAUUCUGGCCGAGAAGUAUGCCUCAGACUACACCUGGUAUGUGGAUGUGAUCCUCAACCUGAUCAGAAUCGCAGGUGACUAUGUUAGUGAAGAGGUCUGGUACCGUGUGAUCCAGAUAGUCAUCAACAGAGAGGAUGUUCAAGGAUAUGCCGCAAAGACUGUCUUUGAAGCCCUCCAGGCACCUGCCUGCCACGAGAACAUGGUCAAAGUGGCUGGCUACAUUCUGGGAGAGUUUGGGAACUUGAUUGCGGGAGACCAGCGCUCCAGUCCACUAAUCCAGUUUCAGCUGUUGCAUUCCAAGUAUCAUCUGUGUUCUGCCAGCACCAGGGCACUUCUCCUGACCACCUAUGUCAAGUUCAUCAACCUUUUUCCCGAGAUAAAAAUGGAUAUCCAGAACAUCCUCCGCAGCAACAGCAACAUCCGUUGCGCCGACUCUGAAUUGCAGCAGCGGGCCGUCGAAUACCUGAACCUGAGUCAAAUUGCUUCGCCAGAUGUACUCGCCACUGUGCUUGAAGAAAUGCCUCCAUUCCCAGAGCGGGAGUCUUCCAUCUUGGCCAUCCUAAAGCGCAAAAAGCCGGGCAUGACUGAGGGGAUUAAUGCGAGCAACAAGGAGAACCUGCGUGCUGCCCCACUCCUUGCAGACGGCGCAGCAACCAACAGGGCAGCGCCAGCAACCAUGGACCUCUUGGGACUCUCCUUAGAACCAGCAGCACUGGCCGGCCAGCCAGCACCCACAAAUGGCACCACUGCAUGCCUCGUGGAUGUGUUUGAGGACUCUUCUUCUGGAAUCCAGGGAGGCACUGCUGUAGUGGUCUCCAAUGAGGAAGGUCUCAAGAAGUUUGUCUGCAAGCACAACGGCAUCCUCUUUGAGAAUGACCUGUUGCAGAUUGGAGUCAAGGCAGAGUUCAGGCAGAACCUCGGGCGUGUGGGCCUCUUCUACGGCAACAAGACUGUCUCCCAGUUCCAGAGCUUUCUGCCCAACGUCACCAGCGACAGCGCUGCUCUCAGCAUCCAAGUCAAGCCAGUUGAGCCUGCCAUCGAGGCGGGGGCACAAGUGGAACAAAUGGUCAACGUAGAAUGCGUAAAUGACUUCCCGGAGGCACCAGGCUUGGUGGUUCAGUUUGUCUACUGCGGAGUGCAGCAAAAGUUUACACUCCGACUUCCGGUAUUCCUCAACAAGUUUUUGGAGCCCACAGCCAUGAACUCAGAGUCCUUCUUCUCGCGCUGGAAGAACCUCAGUAGCCCGGGACAGGAGGAGCAGAAGAUCUUCAAGGCCCGAUUCCCCAUGGAAAAUGAGAGCAUUCGUUCCAAGCUGUCUGGCUUUGGAAUGCAGCUCCUCGACGGGAUCGACCCCAACCCUGAGAACUUCGUCUGCGCUGGCAUCAUCCACACCCGUGGUAUGCAGAUUGGGUCCCUGCUGCGGUUGGAGCCCAAUCGCCAAGCACAGAUGUACAGACUGACCAUUCGAAGCAGCAAGGAUGGCGUCUCCAAAGUCCUGGCAGACCUGCUGCAGGAGCACUUCUAGACAAGCCAGGUUUUCCCAGCCUGCAAUUGCUUGUCGUUUACCCUACCCUGAGAGAGACUGCGCUCCCACGUUAUGAAAUGUACUUAAGGUACCCUGGUGUUGGAGAUUUUUUUCUGUGUGUGUGCUUGUUUAUUACCAGAUGUUAGCUCUUGUACUGUCGUUCCUCUGUACUUAGCUGCAGAAACUAUUGCAUCUUUUUUUUUUUUUUUUUUUUUUCUGCCUUUAAACCUUGCAUUGAGAAUGCUUGCUCUGGCAGAGUAUUGAUUGCAAAGCGAGUUUAGGGGAGUUGCCCGAGUACAGAAAUUACAGUUUGUCACAUGAUUUCUCAAACUAGUCAUAUGGAGAGGAGUCUCGAUACCACUUGGCACUGCAAAGUUCUUUAGCUCGGGAUGUAACCCAUUAAGGAUACUUGAGAUUCGCAAAGGGAAUGGCCUUAAAGGCCUUCUUUUUUGUGUUGUCUGUCCUCUUUACGAUCAGUUGUGAUAUCUAAUAUUUUUGAGGUUUUCGUCAGUUGCCCAGUCUUUUUUGUCACAUCUGUCCUUCAGUUUUAUGAUGGAUUGUUUGGCUCAUUUUGUGUACCUUGUCCGAAAGAGAAUUCGUGGCUUCGCGACGAAGGAAGUUGCCAUAGGCUAGAACGCACAGUUUUGAGCUGCCCGGGUAGGUUCCUUGCACAAAGGCCGAGUCGCGAGAAACUGGCAUGCAUUGCAUCAAACCGUGAAAUACCAGCUGGUUGUGCAUUGUAUUUUUGUAAUAUAAGUUAUUCAGAUUGUGCAUUGCCCACUCUCGAGAGAGAAUGUUUCAAAAAUUGCUCCCUGUGCUCGGCUGAAUUGACAUUGGCUUUACAUCGUCGAGACCUGCAAACAUUCCAUGCUUCAUGUAGUAGCGGUGUUCUAAUGCUACAAGUUGAGUGUGCUUUAUGAGGUUCUUCGCUGGCAAAUAAAACUCCUUGAUGUAAUCAUUUACCCUACAACCAUCUUAGUGGUGCAAUGGCGAUUCCUGCGGCAUCAAUGUUGUAAGAUGUACCAGUACCAAACUGUGGUUGCUCCUCAUGCCAACAAGAACGCAAUUCAAGCAGCAGAACAAAUAGUCUGUGCUCCAAGCGAUCAUUUGACAACCAACAUGGAGCAGCCAUGUGCAAAUUUACACUUGCUAGGUUUGCAAUGUAGUUUCCACAGUCCCACACUACUGAUGAUUGCUUCUACUGUGAAAAUGUUGAUGCUGUAUGGCUAUACUUACUGCCAACGCAAGCAUGUAGAAGGAUGCAUCGAACUACGGCACUGCCCAACCAGUUUGAUUAGUGCUUGCUGGAUUGGAAUUUGCUUCAUACACUGCUAAGUCACGAGCUUGCACACGAGGCUUGGCCCUGGCCAUUUGCCCUGCAUUAUACUCUGGGACAACUUUUCUUGGCAGGGCAGUCAAAGGUAUGGGUCCACAUGCACUUUCUCCUUUUGAGCGCUGUUUAAAGCUGAACCCGCACACUCUUCCUCUUCUCGGAAAUGCCAAGAGAAGUUGUCCCAGAGUAUUGCGAUGGCGUUUAAAGGCCAACAAUGCUGAAAUUUCUACUGCCAAAUAAAAUUUGGUGAGCCCUGGGGGUCAAAAUAUUGGCCAUAGAAAGCUAUAACAUCAGUAGAGAACCCUACAUUAUUUUGAAUGCUGUCGGUAUUAGUGUCACAAUUGCCCAAGCAUUGCAUGCUUUGUGGGACGGACUGCUAUUCUAUAGUCAAUGGUGUUCUGCUUGUUGACCUGUGUUCUUCUUGCCUUAUCAUUACAAGGAUGACUCCAUUCAUUGGGAAGCAAACUCCUCGUUUGGCCCAAUGCUCAAUGUAAGGUUGAAUAGCCAAUAAAUACUUCACAAGUUGCA